Molecule: messenger RNA, 578 nt
Organism: Pristis pectinata (smalltooth sawfish)
Lineage: Eukaryota; Metazoa; Chordata; Chondrichthyes; Rhinopristiformes; Pristidae
Gene: nrn1la
Product: neuritin 1-like a
Exons: 3
Coding region: 27-509 (160 amino acids)
Biological process (GO): neuron projection extension; nervous system development
Cellular component (GO): plasma membrane
Source: RefSeq, a predicted model, not a curated record
UAGACAGGUCGGCUCCCGCUCCUGCGAUGGGUCACCGCUUGGGAUCCCUGUACAUUUGUCUGUCAAUGCUUUUUCAGCUGGUUCUCUUCAAUGAAGCUGGUGCCUCUGGCAGGAGAUGCAACCACAUAUACAAAGGGUUUGCUGAAUGUUUGCUGAAGCUGGGAGACAGCCUGGCCAAAACCAUUGAAGGGGAAAGUGAAGAGGUGAAGGAAUUGGACACUGUGUGCCGGUCCUGGGAUGAUUUCCACGCGUGUGCAGACUCGGUUCUGGAAGGUUGUCCAGAGGAUGCAGCCUCCAUCUGGGAGUCGCUGAGGAAGGAGUCCAGGAAAUUGCAGUUCCAAGGCAACUUGCAUGAGCUGUGCAGUCUGAGGGUCAGGCCGUCUGGCACCAUGGAAAGCUCAGAUGGGAGUGAAUCGAACAGAGAGAGUCUGACGGGCUCCGCUGGCUCCCUGUGGUGUGGCCUUACAACCCCUGUCCUGUCCAUUGCUGUGCUGGUGGUCAACUUGUAGCAAAGUUACCCAACCAGGCCCUCAGGGUCAGCUCCCUUCACCAGAGAGACAAGACUCUGAUGACUCUGG